AUGAGUUCACAAACCUUCAAGCGGCAAUUACCGCCACAGAAAUACGGAGAUGUGUCAUUCCCAGCUCCGCAUAUCAUGCUGGUCAUCUUCAAUCGGCCCCAAGCACUCAAUGCCAUGACCAGUGAAGCGCAAUAUGAACUCGAGUCACUCUUUUCAUGGUACGACAGCGAGCCAUCACUUCGCUGCGCCAUUGUUACCGGCGCUGGACGGGCAUUUUGUGCCGGAAUGGAUCUGAAACAAUGGCAUCGGGCCACUACCUGUCGUGCAAACGGAGAGCACGACGGUCAACAAAUGAUGCCUCGGUCGGGCUUUGGGGCCCUUUCACGGCGUCACGGCAAGAAGCCGGUCAUUGCUGCUGUCAACGGACUGGCUUUUGGUGGUGGAAUGGAGAUUGUCUCGAAUCUGGACCUGGUGGUCGCUGCCAAGAGCGCACGAUUUGCACUCCCUGAGGCUAGGCGAGGCGUUGUUGCCAUGGCUGGCUCCCUGCCAAGACUUGCAAGAACUAUUGGUCGUCCAAGAGCCACAGAGCUCGCAUUGACCGGGAAGGUUAUAACCGCUGCUGAGGCUAGGGAAUGGGGGUUGAUUAACGCCGUAACGGAGGAUGGUGCGGCUGACUGCGCUGUCCUGAAACGUCCGGUUGUUAAGGCAGCCUUGGGAUAUGCGAUGGAUAUCAUCAACAAUAGCCCCGACAGCGUAAUUAUCAGCCGGGCGGGUAUCGUGGCUGGCUAUGAAAAUGGGAGUGCGGAGAAUGCUAGUCGAUUGUUGAGCGAGAACAUGGACUCGGCUUUGAAAGAAGGUGAAAACUUUCGCGAGGGUUUAAAAGCAUUUGCAGAGAAACGGGAGCCUCGGUGGGUGGACAGCAAGCUGUAA
Messenger RNA from Penicillium atrosanguineum, 870 nucleotides. RefSeq names its product enoyl-CoA hydratase/isomerase family protein. NCBI's taxonomy places the organism in Eukaryota, Fungi, Ascomycota, Eurotiomycetes, Eurotiales, Aspergillaceae. Gene Ontology annotation, molecular function: enoyl-CoA hydratase activity. The transcript has a single exon. The record is from RefSeq and is a predicted model, not a curated record. The coding region runs from base 1 to 870 and encodes 289 amino acids. Gene Ontology annotation, biological process: fatty acid beta-oxidation. Gene Ontology annotation, cellular component: mitochondrion.